UUCCGAUAACCUGUGAAUAGCCUGCCGUUUCAUAAUUCAUUCCAACUUAACAAUUUCCUGCUCAAUUUUCGGUCCCUGUUUUUCUUUUUCUUUUGAGAAAAAGGUUUUUUUUUCGUGACAAAUAGUUUUUUCACGUUUUUCGAAAUGGUCGAGGAGGAGGAGGAAGUUGCCCCGUCCGAGGACAAUAAUCUAUUUAGCAUUUCAAUCGAGCCUGAAGAGAAAGACGAGUUCACAAAGAUCCUCUACCGGAGGGAAAUAUCGAUUCUUCCUGAGGACGGUGAAGACGAAGGUUCAUUUGGUUAUAAAGAUGGUGCAGAUAAUCAAAAAGACAAUAGAAAAAGAAAAUACCCACAGAAAUCUAGAUUCGGAGGGGGUUUUAAACGUUAUCACAUUGAAAUAGAAGACAGCAAUGUGAGGCCAGGGGUCAUAAGCAUGAAAUUAAGAGAAGCGCUCGGUCUGAACCAGUAUCAGCUACCGAGGUUUAUCUAUAAUAUGCGAUCCAUAGGUUACCCUCCUGGCUGGCUUGAGGAGUGCAGACAGGGGAAUAAUUCAGGCAUAAACAUGUUCGAUUCAAAUGGUGAAAGAGUACCAAAUCAGAAUGAGGAAGAAGGGGAGAUAGUGGUUGAAAAGACGGAUUACGACUUGUCUAAAAUAAUCGAAUACCCUGGUUACAAUGUCUGGCCUAAUGCGGAUACACUCAAUGAAACUGAAAAAUAUAAUGCUCUGCCGAUGUAUCGUGAACACAGCAAGGAAUUUUUUAUUGAAUGUUUAAAAAAGAAAAUGGAAGUGUUAAAUAAUUCACCAGACAGUUCAACAAGGGAUAUGGAAACUGAAGAAACAGAAGAUGUUCUUAUAGACACUAAAUGUACGAAUUUAGUGUUUGUUCCUUCCCUGCCGGAAUGUGAAGAGGAACAGCCUCCUCCUCCAGGCGAAGACAAAAAUGAUGAAAUUAAAGACAACUGUGAAAAUGCUGAACAAGAAGAUGCAAGUACACCUAAAUUUACCUCCAAGAAAAAAAAGAAAAAGAAAAAAAAAGAAAAAUCCAAGAUGUUAGAAGACAAUGAUGUAAAUUUUCCUGACGAUUCUUUGAAUGAAACACAUGGAAAAGUAAAGUCUGUCGAAUUUGGAACUCCUGCUUUUAAAUUACAUUCGCCUUAUACAAAACUCCCGCCGCCUGAGGCCUUCAGCAAGGAUAUCAGCGAUGUUGAAUAUUUUGUAAAUCUUCCUAACGCUACUGGGAAAUACGAACAGUUAAAAGUAGUCCUCAGUUCUGUUCGAGCCAAGCUGAAUCAGCUGAAAGAAUCCAAAAAUUGAAAUAAGUUUUUAUCUAAUUGUGAUAUUUAGUUUGCAUUUUUGAUUUUGUUUCAGUUUUAUAACAAU
This is a messenger RNA of Cimex lectularius (bed bug), 1380 nucleotides long. Its product is annotated as zinc finger CCHC domain-containing protein 8 homolog. Gene Ontology annotation, cellular component: catalytic step 2 spliceosome. Gene Ontology annotation, molecular function: RNA binding. NCBI's taxonomy places the organism in Eukaryota, Metazoa, Arthropoda, Insecta, Hemiptera, Cimicidae. The record is from RefSeq and is a predicted model, not a curated record. The coding region runs from base 145 to 1314 and encodes 389 amino acids. The transcript is spliced from 7 exons.